GCUGAAUUCAAAGUCGUGCUCGCUCAAUCAUAACGAUAGGUCCGCCAGUGACAGGAUACUCGCACGAGUGUCGAGUACAUUCCAAAAGCAGCCUACACUUUGCUGUUGCCUGGCUUUAAAUGCAUUCACCUCACGAUAGCCUCAUUGCCAGCACACGCACCCGCUGUUAUUAUCCCAAUAGAAAGACACCGAUAUCAUGUCCCUCUUCUUUCACAAUCCACGUAUAUCUCACUACCUCCUUCGUUCCUUUCCUCUCUUUAAACAAGCCCCCCUUCACCCGCGAGUUCCCAUUGUAUGGAAACGUGGCAAGUGCAGAUCACUAGGCCCACCUUUACGCCAGUUCAGCACAACACUACUAUCAACGAUUCAUACAACACCACUACGAGGAACAAUCAGGGCUCACAUAACCGUGCUUUCAACAAUGGCGGGCGAAGACGACAAGAGGUAGAAAUAGGACCUUGGAGGGAAGACUCUGAGCGGAACAUGCAACGACAUAAGCCUUACCCAUCCUCGAAGAGUGAUGGAGGCCUAUGGGAAUCUCCAAUUCGAACGGAGCACGAGCCUGCUAUAGGGACGAGUUCAAGUGCACCUCCCGCAUUCAAUCAAUCUCAUUCUACCCAACACCAAUCGCAUAUUUAUUCACGUUCGGUUGAACUGGACAAAGCACGAACUACGGACAAUUGUCCCACUUGUGGGCGACCGUGGCACCCUCAAACGGGUACGAGAGACGUAACAGGUCACUAUGAUGAUGACCUGCAGGAUAACGAUCUUCACCCCCGUCAUGACCAUUACGAAUAUGAUAUUUCCGCCCCGCAACCGCGUUUUGACGAAGUUCCCUCUAUCCAUCGUCCGCGAGAAGCCAGGAGUGGGCGCUCCACGUCGGACUGGCCUUCCGAUUAUCCAUAUACAUUCAUUGACCGUGAUAGGCAUGGUCCGAACACUGCGUUCGACGAUCAAUAUCAACCUCUUCUAUUAAGCGAACGGAACUCUGAUGACCGACCGGCCUCGAGUCAUCACCCCAUACGAGACCCCUAUCUGGAGCGGUACAACACAGUUCCCCAGGAAUCCACGCCUUCCCGACAAUCCUAUACUCCUCGGCUCUCAUCUGAGAGGCUAGUCGAUACUCGCGCUAGGGUAGCUCCUCCUCCUCCUUUACCUCAUCCAAGCGAUGAGCGCUUCGAAGGAGUGCGUUCCUCCCGCUUUCCAGAGGAAACCCCCCAUGUCGUCCAUCAUGCUAAACGCCCUCGCAAGGACGAGCGGAACGUUGCGGUGGAUUACGACAUUCGCGAAUCGGCUACUAGUACUGCUCGUUCUCAAGAUCGAGUCUACAAGAACGAGCGACUGGUUUAUGAUUCGAAUUCUCUUUUCGAAUCUCACAAGCAGGUCUUUUCAUCUCAGUAUCCUAGCGAUACUCAUGCGGCGCAGGACAAGGGGUUUGUGGCUGAAAUUCAACCCACGAUGAAAUCCAAGUACAACCCCUUUCGCCCCAAUCGGGACCACACUACCAACACCGUCGCCAGCACGAGUAUCAGGUCCGCUUCAAGCUUUGGGAAAAAUCCUUUCGCUUCCAACUAG
Molecule: messenger RNA, 1575 nt
Organism: Marasmius oreades (fairy-ring Marasmius)
Lineage: Eukaryota; Fungi; Basidiomycota; Agaricomycetes; Agaricales; Marasmiaceae
Exons: 4
Coding region: 295-1575 (426 amino acids)
Source: RefSeq, a predicted model, not a curated record